UGCUGAUUGUGAUUGCACACACACAUACACACAGACACACACACACACACACAUGCACCCACACAGAGCGUUGCUGAGAGGCAAGGACUGCACCAGCAUGCGCCAACCGCGGCUGAGCUGCUCGCGAGCAUGAGAAAGGCGAACCGAGGCGACAAUGUUGUGCGUUGUCUCACGUCAGCAUGCAUCAUUGCAGCGGUGGCAAUGAUGCAUUUCAAGAGCAGAUAGCUUAUGUUAUCCGGCCUCCUCUGCACUGCCUCUGCAUCCUGUUCGCCCUGCUCCUCCCACUCUCUUCCUCCUCUCUUCCUCCUCCUCAUCCUCCUCCCGUCGACUGCUUCACUAGACAGGACUAUAGAUUGACCGGGACAAGCGAGCGCUGGAUGAUCAGGUUUGCGCCGGCUGAAAGAUUUCUCUGUGGCGAUGCUACACUUACAUCUUCACCGAUUCCUGGAUUUUAAUUGACACGUGAGGCAAGAAGAUAACUCGCCACCUGCAGGAUAUCUUGGAUGUGUGUGUGUCACUCCUAGCCAGCAGUUGCCAUUGGCUCAUUUCCUUGUUUUUGCUGGUUGUUUUUGCCUUUCCUGGCUAGCAGGCACUGCAGCAUCAGGACCGCAAGACCAAUGAAGUAGUAGGGCAUGUGGACCCAGGGCAAUCCGAACUAAGGGCUUCAGUGCAUCCAUUGCUACCACUGCUUAUCUUGAUUUUUUUUUUUCCGGCCAGAAAAAGAGUGUCUGGUGGGGGUGGGUGGUGAGAGCACAGGUAUCCGGGCCCCUGCAGAGGCGAAUAGAGCAGGGUGGCUCGUGCGUCGAAGAAGCAAGCAGGACGUCCUGUGGGAAAGGGGCGGCUCAAGCAUUGGCCUCCUGAUGGUGGCUAUUUUUGUCUCCCCUAGCUGAGUGACUGGGACAGCAGGUGGAAGAGAAGAUGCUUAUGGCCCGAGACACGGCGCGAGAUGAGGCUCAAAAGCUACACAGGAAGUGGCUGAAGCACCAGGCCUUUAUGGCAGAACUGGCCCGUAACAAGGAAUGGCUGGCCAAGAUAGAACAGGAGGGCCAGGGGCUGAUCCAGGAGAAGCCAGAGCUACGCACGGUUGUGCAGCAGAAGCUCGAAGAGAUCAGGGAGUGCUGGUGUGACUUGGAGACCACAACCAAAGCCAAGGCUCGUCAGCUCUUUGAAAACAACAAGCCGGAGCCGGUAGUAAAAAGCUACUCAGACCUUGACAACCAGCUGUCCCACUUGGAGCAACAGCCCCCCCAACUAGAGCAGGCACAUCAUCUGCCCACAUUCAAUGAGCAGCUCCAGAAAUUCCAGGCAAUGGAGUCUAAGUUCGGGGAUAUCUACAAGGGUGUGGAGGAACUGGGUAACUUGCAGGGGGUUUGCCUUCCCCAGCGAGGUCUGAUGGCAGGUGACAAGGAGGGUGGUGAGCAAUCGGGCAUGGUGGAGACCCGCAUCGUUCGCCUCAUUGAGCCUCUGAAGGAGCGACGCCGCAUCCUGCUUGCUUCCAAAGAGAUGCACCAAGUCGCUCAAGACCUGGAAGACGAAAUGCUUUGGAUUCAAGAGAGGCUUCCCCUGGCAUCAUGUAAGGAAUAUGGGAAUAAUCUCCAGAGUGUGCAGCAGCAUGUAAAAAAGAACCAGACUCUCCAGAGGGAGCUGGCAGGCCGGCGGGCGCGUGUUGAGGAGGUUCUGGACAGGGCGGGAAUUAUCGCAUCACUACGCACUCCCGAAGUGGAAUUUGUGCGUGAAGGGGCCGGCCAUGUGCGACAACUGUGGGAGGUGUUGCAGCUGGAGUUGGAAAGGAGAUCUGUGAUGCUGGAUGCAGCACUGCAGGCUCAACAAUACUACAGUGAGGCAGCCAAAGUGGAAUCCUGGUUAUCAGGUCAAAAACUCCAGCAGGCCAAUGACGAAAAAGGCACGGAUGAGGCGAGCACCCUGCAACUGUUGAAGACUCACCUGGCUUUGGAGCAAACAGUGGAAACAUAUGCUGAGACUGUUGGCAUGCUGUCCCAGCAAUGCCAGCAGCUGCUCGAGCUUGGACACCCAGAGAGUGAGCAAAUCACCAAGCAGCAGUCCCACAUAGACAGACUGUACGUUUCUUUGAAAGACAUGGUGGAGCACAGAAAGAUCAAGCUGGAACAGCAGUACUGGCUUUAUCAACUCAAUAAAGAUGUCGAAGAAUUAGAGAAAUGGAUCACGGAGCGUGAGACUGUGGCAAGUUCAACCGAUCUUGGCCAAGAUCUGGAGCAUGUGACGAUGCUCCAAGAAAAGUUCACCAAAUUUGCCUCCGAAACAAACAACAUUGGCCAGCAGCGGAUGGAGCAGGUGAACAAAAUGGUGAAUGAAAUGAUCGACUGUGGCCAUUCGGAUGCAGCCACCAUCGCUGAGUGGAAGGAUGGAUUGAACGAGUCCUGGGCCGACCUCCUGGAGUUGAUGGAGACCCGCAGACAGAUGCUGGCGGCAUCCAACCAGCUCCACAAGUUUUUCACUGACUGUAAAGAGGUUUUGGCUCAGAUCGCAGGGAAGACGAAGCAGCUGCCAGAGGUGAGGGCAUGCCAAGCCAACAUCACCAAUCCAGCCACCCUGCAGAGACUCAUGCACUCUUUUGAGCAUGCCCUUCAACUGUUAGUUACACAGGUACGACAGCUACAGGAGAACGCUGCGCAGCUGCGUACUAUUUAUGCUGGCGAGAAGGCUGAGGCCAUAAUGGUAAAAGAGCACGAAGUGAUGGAAGCUUGGAAGGAACUCUUAAGCUCGUGCGAGGCCAGUCGUGUGCAGGUCACCUCAGUGACAGACAAGGUGCAGUUCUUCUCAGUGGUGCGCGAAAAUCUCAUGUGGAUGGAAGGCAUUAUGGGCCAGAUUGGAUGGGACGAGCCCAGGGAUUUGACUGCAUUGGAGGUCAUGAUGAAACAACACCAUGAGUUGAAAGUCAAAAUAGAUGGCCGGAGCAAAACUAUUCAGCAGUGUGCAGAUCUCGGCAAGAUCCUUAUAGCUGCCGGAAACCCCGCAUCAGAGGAGAUUAAAGAGAAUUUGGAUGCCCUUUUGGCCAAGCAGAAGGAUCUUGGGGAGAAAUGGGACAAACACCAGGAACGGUUGCAGCACAAGCAUGAGCGAUUCCAGUUCGCCCAGGAAACGGUGAGGGCUGAAGCCUGGCUGAAGGCCAAGGAGCCUCCGAUCACCUCCAAGCAGCCAGAAGGGAGCCAGACCCAAGCCCAAACCGAUGAGGUUGAGCAGCUCAUCCUUCGCCAUGAAGCGUUCCGCAAGGCUGCUGUCACCUGGAAAGAACGCUUCAGUUCUCUCCGACAACUUUCCGCAGCAGAGAAGAAAAAAGAGGAAGACAAAAAGACACCGCUCGCCAGUCGUAGGAUGUUCCCGCUAUCUUGUCUGACUCCGAGCGGUCCCUCAUUCGGUUCAGCUCCAUCUUUCAUGAAGCAGAUGGUACACGCCCAAAUAGAGCCCACCCCCUUACAGACAAGCGUGGAACCAGCUGCCCCUUCUGCACACCAGAGAUUGUCCUCAUCGCUCGCCAGCUACAACCCGGUCCUAAAUGGAUCGGGCUAUCACGGGCUGGAGCCUCAAUGUAGUGGAAAGUUGGUGAACCCCUCGUAUCUUGGCAUGAACCACCAGGCCAUUGGAGGUGGGAGUGACUCUGCUUUUUCAGUUCUGACUUCUCACUGUGGAGGACAGGACACUUCUACUUACCCUGGAAUAAACAAUCAAACAACUGAUAGUGCUGAGAGUUCUGGUUACUUUGGACUGCCUGCGGGUUGCGUGGGUGGCUCCGGCUAUGCCAUGCAAAGCCAUCCAGGCAGUGGCAGGUUAGGAAGUUCGGGUAACCUAGCUCAGGAGCAAAGCAGUGGCCCGAUGGGAAGCCCUGGGAUUUUCCAGCAUCAGCAUAUGGGAAGUUCUGGAUAUUUGACACAACAAAAUAUGGGAAGUUCCGGUUUCUUUACACAACCUCAAAAUAUGGGGAGUUCAGGAUAUUUGGGACAGCAGCCCAAUUUAGGGAGUUCAGGAUAUUUGGCCCCGCAACCAAAUUUGGGGAGUUCAGGAUAUCUUGCUCAGAAUUACCACAGCACUGGAGGAAUGGGUAGCUCAAGCUAUCUUGCACAAAAUCAUUACAGCAGUGGAAGUCUCGGCAGUUCGGGUUACCUGGCGCCAAGUGGUGGCAUCAUGGACCCAAAAAUGGCUUAUGCGUGGCAACACUUGAAAGCGGACUUCAUGCAACCCGGGAUCAAUCACAUCCACAAGGCUGUAAACCCGCUCCUCGAAGCCACGAGAGUACAAAGGGAACAGUAUGGCGAUAUCCCGAUGGCAGACAUGAUGGGCCCAGAAUCAGGACUGGACCUACUCCACGGUCGUCUCCAGAGGGAUCCCCGUGGCAGUCGCUCAGACCCUCAGAUGGACCACCUGAGGCGAGAGAGGGAGUACAAACUGGGUAGACAAACCUCCAGCGAGCAGGAGAUCCAAGCCAGGCUGAACGAGCUUCCGAUGAUUGUGCGUCAGGAGAGGUAUCGAAGACGCUUGGAGAGGCAGUCAUCCAGUGAACAGGAAGGGAGUGGCAAGCAGAGGCUGCAACGGCGAGACUCAAGUGACCUGGAGGGAUCUGUUAAAGACGGCUCCGACAAACGCUCACUGGAAAAGAGAUCUACUAUGGCGGAGAUUGUAGAACAAGUACAGGAGAGAGAAGCAGCGAAUGCCAGAGGAGAGCCUUAUCGACCUCCAAGCAGUCUCUCGGCUCCGGUGACACGUUUUGACGGUCGCCCUCGUGCUCGAGAUCGACCCAAACCAAGGAGGAGGCCUCGUCCGAAAGAACCAGAGGAAAGUCGCCGCUCUCGAUCAGCUCCAGCUACCGGCGCCCCGACGACACCCCAGCCACCUUCACACACAGCGCACAAUGAAGGAUUCCUGUAUCGUAAAAAGGCCAGCAGCUCUGAUCUUGAAGCUCAGCAGAGAAGCCCCACCAGCAAAUCCUGGGUUAAUGUCUACUGCGUGCUAAAAGAGGGCAAGCUGACCUUCUACAAGGACGCCAGAAACCACAACACAACAUACAAUGGAGAACCAUCUGUUGACCUUUCCAACUGCUCUUUUGAUCCUUCGUUGGGAUACAAGAAAAAGAAGAAUGUUUUCAUUGUUCAAGUCAACGAUGGAAAUAAUUUAUUAGUAUUUCAUGCAAAAGAUGAGGAGGAUCUGAAGGCUUGGACUUCUAACAUCACCACCUGUAUAUCUGAGCAUGAGGCCAUGGCCAUGUGGGACAAGCCCGGCACAUCUGGCAUGGACCAUGACCGUUCGGAGAGGAAGGAGAGGUCGGAGGGCGAUGCAGACGCCAGGUCGGAGAGAUCGGAGCUCGUCGGUGAGGAGAGAUCUGAGAAGGAGAGGUCAGAGAAAGGGGAUGGCUCAGACAAGUUAGACACAUCAGAAAUUGCUGACAAGCUGGAGGGUGGAGCUGGGGGCUCCAGCACAUCUGGAAAGAGCAAAUGAAGAGCCUACUUAUGUUUCGGUUUUAGUCACUGACAAUUGGUGGUUGUAUGAAUGGGAAGCAUGUUUGCAGAGCCCCAAUCACAGAGCCGGAGGUUACCGGCCAUGGACAAGACUAUUGUAACUCAUCUCUCAGCCAACCUCUCCACGUCACCGACUGCAAUGCUUCGGUGAUUGUAUUGAGCCACCUGCUGGUGGGGGGUUGUCAUUGUUUAAUCUCUUGGUUUCAUCUUUCGAUAUAUUUCAGUGACUGAUGAUACCAUGUCGAUCUCUCUAUCUGUCCAUCCGUCUCGACGCACCUGAAAAAGAGGUGAAUGAAGUGUUCACAACAAUGAAAAACUUUUUAAGCAAUAUACUUUUUUUAAGUUAUUCUAUCUUGUAGUGAGAGAUAAAAGCAAAUGAAACAUGAAGUAGUGGCAAAUGUGACGAUUCGGUCUGAAUUCUCAUUCAUACACAGUUACCCCGGUCUUGCACCUUAGAUGCUUAAAACAUACGAAAUCUUGAAGACAUGUAAUCCCACCUCAUGGUAAUAUCAUAGAUCAUGUUAUUAUAAUGGAAUGUUGGUGUUAGCCACCAAGCUUUUUUUUGGGGGGGGGGGAGUAGUGAAAUUCAAAUUAUUUUUUUGAUCCAUGUCCUGAAGAAAAGAAAAAAAAGAACAACAAAAAAGGGAGCUGUCUAUGAAAUGCUCUCGGUGACACGAUUUGACAUAAUGCCUUUGUACACAAAAUCUGAACACUGCAUGAAAUCUAAUAGUCUCUUAGUGCGCUUGUUUGACUUUGUUUUUUUAUGUUCUUGAAAUUGUUUGGGGAAACUGCAAUAAUUUAGUGUCAGGAAAUCAUUUUGCAAUCAUGGUUCACAAAAGUAGGGUUGUCUUCCAUCCACAGUUAUGACUACUCCUUGAUCAGCUUUUUGAAUGACAGGAAAGUGCCCCUAGACUCCUGCGCCCCACCCUUUUUUUUUUGUUCGAUAUCCUUAUCAUUUAUUUCCCAACAGAAUUUGACAUUGUGUCUGGAGAAAAAAAAAUGAAGUGAGGGAGAAGCUCUCUGUACCCUUGCGUAUUUUGUUUUCAAAUCCAGAUUGUCAAUUUACCAACAGUGAGUUCAAAUGCAAAUCUGUUCAAAGUCAUGAAUUGUAUAUACCUAUCUUUGUGUGUAUAUCAAUAAACCCUGUGUGCUAAUAAAACAGUACACUAAAGUGAAAUGAGUAAAAAGUAAAACAUUUAUAUUAAUCCACUUAAGUCAAAUUUAAAAAAUACAUUUAAUGGAAAAUAUGCAAAUUAGAAGUCACGAAUGAAUUACACAGCAUAUAUUAAGUACACUAAUAUCUAGUUGUCUUUUACCAGGGGAAAGCAGCAGGGAAUACUUCAAAUACGCUUGUAUUUUUAUAUUCCUAUGUUUCUUGUAUUGGCCCACAGCCCAAAUAAGAUCAUCUCGAGCUGAUUGAGUUGUCAGCGUGUUUGUGAGCAGCGUGUUCAAUGUGUGUAUUAUCAACAUGUGUAUGUUUGAGAAAUUAUUGGUGGCGAGCAGAGUUCUGUGAGAUUACCAGACGCACACUUCAUUCUUUUACGUGUUUGAGAAAAAUAGAAUCUAAAUGUGAACAACGUGGCCAUUUAUGACGUGCAUAAAUUCCUGAAAAUAUGUGUGCAUUCAUCUGCAGUUACAGCUGGAGGCAUUCUGUAAAUGUCAAGUUGAAGUUUCCCAUUUUCUCAUCGUUGCACCUUACACACACACACACACACACACACACACACACACAUAUAUAUAUAUAUAUAUAUAUAUAUAUAUAUAUAUAUAUAUAUAUAUACAUGGUAUAUACUGUAUAUAUUCAAAUAGUCUUCCUUUCUUUGUGAACACCAAAAGAUACUUUCCAAUUCAGUGGUAUUGGGUUACCCACCUGAGGAAUGUAGUGACAACGUACUGCCCUUCUGCAGCCUCCAAAUUAUUCAAACAAGAAUAGAUGAGCAACCGUAUUUUACGAUGUGAAUGUUAUUUUCCUGUCACCGGUUUAACAUAAGUGCCAUGUCAUAAGGUUUGAUGAAAGAGCACUAAAGAAGACCGGUGAUUCUUGAAUUGAACUGAAUUGCAACACGCGGUUUUAUCAAUCGCGUGGGAGCUACAAAACUUUCAUGUGGACGUAGUCGCACCAUUCAGUCUGACAUGUUUGCUCUCCAUUACUUUUAUGAAGCACGCUGGGGACUUCUUUUUUUUUUUUGGUUGUUUUUCUUCCACCAUGUUUUGAGCAACCCAGCUAAAGAGACAGCACAAACUGUGACUGACGAGAAAAAAAAUGCAAACAUUGUUUCCUUCAUUGAUGGUCUUCAAGUGUGUAUGUCUUUGUUACUUUACAUUCAAACCUGCUGCUAAGACAUGAAUAAACCUCUGAACUUGCUGAUGCUAACGUGA
Hippocampus zosterae (dwarf seahorse) is the source of this 7868-nucleotide messenger RNA. Its product is annotated as spectrin beta chain, non-erythrocytic 4-like. The transcript has 19 exons. The record is from RefSeq and is a predicted model, not a curated record. The coding region runs from base 919 to 5469 and encodes 1516 amino acids. Lineage: Eukaryota; Metazoa; Chordata; Actinopteri; Syngnathiformes; Syngnathidae. Gene Ontology annotation, cellular component: cell projection; cell junction; plasma membrane. Gene Ontology annotation, molecular function: actin filament binding. Gene Ontology annotation, biological process: actin cytoskeleton organization.